Molecule: messenger RNA, 2710 nt
Organism: Haliotis rufescens (red abalone)
Lineage: Eukaryota; Metazoa; Mollusca; Gastropoda; Lepetellida; Haliotidae
Product: armadillo repeat-containing protein 1-like
Exons: 9
Coding region: 164-1003 (279 amino acids)
Source: RefSeq, a predicted model, not a curated record
CAACUUAUCCAAUCAGCACGCUUUUCUGAAUGUAAACGAGCCAAUCAAACAGCAGUGUACUGAAGAGGCAAAUUCAACCUUCGCCUGUACAUGUUUACCUUCUUUACAAGAGCCUUUUGAAAUUAUUUUGUGCAAGGUACUAUAUCAGAUAACUUUCAUCAAAAUGGUUACAACUGAUGCUAUUAGUGCCAUGAAGACACUGGCCACAGAUCCAAAGAAAAGAGCAGCACUUGCAAAGGAUGCCACCUGUGUUGGAGGACUUGUUGUCGUACUCUCAAAUUCAGACACAAAAGUUGUAACAUUAGCACUUGAGACGCUGCUGCUGCUGGUGGAGAGUGGGGAGAAUGUGGCACCGCUGAAAAACUUCAUGGGGAUGCUGGACCAGCUAGAGGCACUCAUGAACAGGAGUGAUGGAGAGCCAGAGUUACGGGCCCUGACAGAGAAGCUGUACCUCAUCCUUACAGAGGUGGAUCAACAGACUCCACUCCGAGACACCAGCAACAUUCACUCAACAAGAAGGAACAGCAGCUGCAGCAAGAAGAGCAACAAGAGUCUGAGUUACCAUAGCCACAAACACAAGUCGGUCAUCCUGCAGCUCAGGGGCAUCACAGACAGGAGUGACCGGGAGCUGUGCAUGAAGCUGCUGCUUCAGGUGAAGGGGGUCAUCAGCAUCACCUUCGACAUGAACAAGAGGAGGAGCAUACUGCGGGUCAAGAACGACGUUAAACCAGAGAGCCUGGUGCAGGCUGUAGCAAGGUCGCAGACGAUGGCAGCCCAGCAGGUGGUCCGAGACGACAAUGGAGAGGAGCUUUUCCUGUCAUUCCGAUCCCUGAUGGAAGAAGCUGAGAAGGAGAACUCUGACAUGCCCAGUUACCUUGCCGACGAUGCUGACAGUCCUGUGAUAGAUGACAAGGCCGUUGCACGCACUGCGCGUGAUGAGAAGAAGGAGGGAGGCUGGCUCAGCUCGGCAGCAUCCUUCCUCACUAACUCAUUCUACUGGUGAUUGGCAUUUUACAGCUGUAUAAAUGGGGUGUGGAUGAUGUCAUGUGGAUAUCUCAAGGAUGGUGCUUUUAGAAAUAACAGAAUAUGAGUGAAAGAGAAAGAUGAUUUGGUAGGGCUUAAAAAAAUAAAAGACGUGGUUCUCAGGCAAUGGCUUUUGAAAAUAUAGUGCAGGCGGGCGUUGUGUGUGUUGUUUUUUUGUAGUUCAAGCUACAUGUAGUAUGUUACCAAAUUUUGUUUGCAAUAAUUUCGGUGAAAUCAUGUUCUUAAGUUUUGUAGCAUUUCACUGCCAGCGUUGUGUGUUAGAGAGACACAGAAUAUUUGAAGAUUUUAUUUUAUUUUAUUUUUGAAAAAUGGAAAUAAAAACAAAAUGUGCUGCGGACUUUAUGAUGAUUUGGGUAGUGCCUGAUAACCAAGACUAUUAUUUUUUUAGCCUAGAGAAUUCAUGUUUUUAUGUAGAAUUGCUAUUUAGGCAGUUACAAUGUUAGCACUACAAUGUUUAUGCCAAACCUACAGUACCUUUGUGCAAGUGGUCCAGGACAAUCGUCAAGGCAAUCACACAUUGCUUUGAUGUCUGCCGUAUCCUCUGAUUAUAGGACUGCUGAAAAUAUGGUGCACAAUUUCAGUCUUGCACAAAACUUUGGAGUCUACUGGCCUGAAUUUGUCUCAUGGUUUUAUUUUUCAGUGGAUUUUAGUGUUAAUAUAUGGACUAUUACAAGUUCAGCUUACAAGACUGAAAGACAUUUUACUAGUUCAGUCUUUGGGCUACGGCUUCAGCUGCAGUCAGAUGGAGUAAAACAAUAUACAGAGAAACCUUGUUAAAUCAGACAGGACUUUACUCAGUGAAAUAGUCCUGAUUAACAGGUUUCUGCAUUAACGAAUCACAUGGAGUCCUAUAUCUUUGUAAAUUGGCGUUCCUAACAAGAUGGUCAAGAAAGCAAGAUUUCCGCAAUGACCAGGUUUCACUGUGCUUGUUGGAAUAUUAGUGAGAGCCGUGUUAAACAACAAGCACUGUACUUGUAGGUGAAACUAGCCACAGGAUGAAACUGUGGGUGUGCACUUGGUAAUAUUGUGUGUUCACAAGAAUGUUAUUAGAUAUGGACAAGAAGUAUUGCUUUUAGACAUUUUACCAUUUUUAAGAUUGUCUGUUGUGAGAAUGAGAUGAAUGUACUGUCCUUUGAAAUCCUGGCUGUGUAAUCUGGUGUUGGUACUGACUAAGUACAGUAGAACACGGAUAUAACGAACUACAAGGGACCAGAGAAAUCAGUUCAUUAUAUCCGUUGUUCGUUAUACACAUUUUUGCUCGGAAACGUCCGCCAUCUUGGAUAAGACAAAACACAAUACACGUAAUUGCAGUGUUAUUACUGUAUUAUAGUGUAUUGAAGAAUGCCGGUUUAAAAAAAUUAUUGUCCAGAGGUUGCACAUUUUCAGUGAUUCCGUUAUUGGUCAAUAGAUUUCAUAGCCUGGAUUUCAUGGAGAAUUAUGCAAUGACCGAUCCUUGCAGACAAGGAGUUUAAUGCGUUGCUGGGCAUCCUGGGAGCUGUUUUCACUUUCCCAUUACAUUCCUACCUUUCAACACCACUCUCAUGCAUCACACUUACACACUAUAUAAACACAGCACCCACCUGGCCAGCAAGGCAUUGAUCUAUACAUGUAAUUACUGUCAACACAAAUGUACAGUGGAACAUUAAACCUGAAGUUGUACCAUGCA